AUGGCGGGCUCACACUACCCACCGCUUCCUCAAGGCCAUCCCUGUCUUCUGCCGACCGAGAGCGUAUUUGACGCGUCCAGGGCCCCUAUUGGAGGCGGCCGCGAUGUCGUCCAGUCUCUUCCUCAAGUCUCCAGCCGCCUGAUCGCGGGCGAUGACCACAGUGCGAUGCGCGGUGUGCCCAACGAAAUCAUCGCGCUCUUCCUGCGCUUCGCGCUGGAGACUGCCAAGCAGGAUCGCAGACGUCAAGGACACCACUUCGCCGAGACAGACCCCUUCCUCCUCAACACUCUUCGCUUGGUAUGCACGUCAUGGAACGACAUCGCCCUCUCCACCCCACAGCUUUGGCGCGGCCUCGAGCUGAACCUCGACCUCUGGAAGCCUAACCACUUCUCCGCCAACCUCGCCCACUUUGCUGAUACAUGGUUCAACCGCGCGGGGGAGCGAGCACCACUGCGUCUACAUAUCGUGGGGCAGGGUACGCCAGUGCUGCGCAAGUUCGAAAGCAGUAACUGGGCGAGCUUCUCAGGACAGUUGCUCCACAUCCUCAUGGGCACCGAUCGCAAUUGGGUAGAGUGGCAUUUUGAUUCCGCUCCCCUGCACAGGGCGUGUCUUCGCAAGGGAGGGCUGGAGUAUGCGUGGGGCUUUCUAGGUCUCGGGGACGUCGUCCCACCAUGGACCAAUCUGAAGAGUCUUUCGCUGGACCUCUCGGAUGACGACCGUGGACCUCUCCAUGUCCGUGGUUACGGCCUGUUUUGGACCCCAGAGUCACUUCCCGCACUUGAAAGCCUUCAUGUUCGCUCCAAGCCCACCACUCCUGUUACUCUCGACACCUUCCCACCUCACCUUCGUUCUCUGCAUCUCACCGACUGUCUCGAUCUCCUACCUUGUGCCCUCAGUAACCUUCCAUUGCUUGAGGAACUGGUUGUCGAGUCGACGGACCCCGAUGCUGCUGUUCCAGCAUUUGGGCUGUUGUCAGAGGAUGGGUUAGAGCCACGUGCCCUUGAGCGACUCGUCUUCAUUGGGCGCGGGGCGGCUGCAAGUCUUGUCGAUGCCGUUCCUUCUCACUUCACCUUCCCUUUCUUGAAGGUACUUCAAUUGGCUGGGGUUUCGUCUGGGAACGCCGAGAGGGAGUUAGAUGGGUCAUUGCUUGGCGCCGCGCUGAGUCGACUCCUUGAGAAGUGCGAGUCUCCAGAGGUGACUGUAUCUUUGGAAGAUAGCGGACUCUCAUCUGGUGCGAUGCAUGCCCUUUUGGACUCACUCCACUCUGGCUCCGACGAUCGAUCCUCCUGUGGAGUUCACCUUCGUUUGGAUUGUCCCGUGCCAUACCCCACCUUCUAUCACACCGAGGAACAACGCCAAUCACCCUCUUUCCCCAUCAAGAGUGUUGCAUUGAGGUGCGCAGCACGCCACGCCGAUCUGUUGUCCUUCCUUGAGGGGAGGAUCUUCCACAUACCCACUGGGAUGGAUUCACACCACACGAAAGUCUUCGUUCCGCGUCUUCCUGAGCUCCAGCGGCAAGGGGUCGCGGGGAGUUAUCAGGGACUUGAUAUUGAGCACCUGAACUCCGUUUCGCUCGACGCUCUCUUCACGUACGACAUUUUUGGUCAUCAGUAUCAUUUGGCUUUAGACUCUUUCGCGCUUUCAAAGGACAAUGUUUCACCUUCAUCUUCGGACACUGCUUCAAUCACGGUUUAAGUUAUAACCUUUCUUUAUUAUCGUUGGGGAUAUCGGUUUCGGUUUUAUUUAGGGAAUUGGUUUCGCGGAUAUUACUUAUUACAUACUGGCCUGUUACUGGCCUGUUACUGACUUUUCUUUA
Molecule: messenger RNA, 1816 nt
Organism: Coprinopsis cinerea okayama7#130
Lineage: Eukaryota; Fungi; Basidiomycota; Agaricomycetes; Agaricales; Psathyrellaceae
Exons: 1
Coding region: 1-1695 (564 amino acids)
Source: RefSeq, a predicted model, not a curated record